Molecule: messenger RNA, 4496 nt
Organism: Colius striatus (speckled mousebird)
Lineage: Eukaryota; Metazoa; Chordata; Aves; Coliiformes; Coliidae
Gene: ITFG2
Product: integrin alpha FG-GAP repeat containing 2
Exons: 12
Coding region: 691-1884 (397 amino acids)
Biological process (GO): regulation of TOR signaling
Cellular component (GO): KICSTOR complex
Molecular function (GO): protein binding
Source: RefSeq, a predicted model, not a curated record
GCUCGACGUGCGCUCCAGAAGCGCGGCGGCCGGAUCAAACGGCCUCAGAGACCUCUUACAAGGCCAGUGUCUCGGUGAUUCUGGGUCGCAGCUGGUCAGUGCUUCCAUUAGCGUUAGGUAUGCCGCUCACCUUUGAGUGAGGUACGACUACUAGGAAGGUUAACUUUUGGUCUGUCAGCGUGGUGGGGAUGUAAGAGGUGUGGGUGACUUGCGGAAACAAACUCUAUCACUCAAAGAGUUAUAAAGAAGGUAUGUUUAUUCGGCGCCGGGCGCGCGCACGGGGGAUCGCUCCACCACAACCGUGCGCACCCGACUCGGCAACUUGCUUGACUUAUAUUUGUUACAGAGUUACAAAAUCAUAUGAUGACGUUAUCCGCCUAGACAAAGACACAACCUGUCCCCGAUUUCGCAUGUAAAUUAGGUCUUUUCUUCCUUGCAUUUGCGUGAUGUCUCCCGGUGAUGGUCUUUGGGGCCUUGGGAGAUGAUGGCUGAUAAGUCCUGAGGCUUUCUCACCCCUGAUCCUUGCACAACUUGAGAUAUCACUUGGUCCCUUGCAGAACCGGUUUCUGCCCUAAAGGAAGUUGGAGGAGCCCGGAGCUCAACGAGCUUGUGGUGGGAGACACUAAUGGGAAACUCUAUGUUUACAAGAAUGAUGACAGCAAACCCUGGGCUGUACGAUCUUGCCAAGGAAUGCUCACAUGUGUUGGUGUGGGAGAUGUAUGCAAUAAAGGAAAGAAUCUCGUGGUUGCAGUGAGUGCAGAAGGAUGGUUUCAUCUUUUUGACCUGACUUCUCCUACUUCAAAACACUCAGAUGCUUCAGGUCACCAUGAGUUGGCAGCACCGGAAGAGCAGAAGCCAGCGUUCAAGCAGCACAUUCCUGCCAACACCAAGGUCAUGCUGAUCAAUGACAUUGAUGGAGAUGGGAAGUGUGAGUUGGUGGUGGGCUACACUGACAGAGUGGUACGUGCCUUCCGCUGGGAUGACUUGUCAGAGAAUUCAGACCAUGUCUCUGGGCGGCUGCUCCUGUUGAAGAAAUGGCUGCUAGAAGGUCAGGUGGACAGCCUGUCUGUGAACCCGGGCCCUGAGGGCUCACCGGAGCUGAUGGUGUCUCAGCCAGGCUGCGGUUACGCCGUUCUGCUGUGCACCUGGGACUCUGAGCAGCAGGCCGUGGCUGAGGGAAGAGACAGCGCUGCCCCAAGCAGUGAGGCCCCUAUUCGGGAUGUUAUUCUACACCAAACAUCUGGACGGAUUCACAACAAGAAUGUUUCCACUCAUCUAAUUGGUAGCAUUGGCCGAGGCUGCUCCAGUGAGAAUAAUGGCUCAGGUCUCUUUGCUCUCUGUACUCUGGAUGGAACAUUAAAACUCAUGGAGGGAGCAGACAAGUUGCUCUGGUCUGUGCAGGUUGAUCAUCAGCUGUUUGCUCUGGAAAAGCUGGAUGUUACUGGCAAUGGGCAUGAGGAGGUGAUUGCCUGUGCAUGGGAUGGGCAGACAUACAUCAUCGACCACAAUCGGACUGUUGCCAGAUUUCAAGCAGAUGAGAAUGUCAGUGCAUUCUGUGCAGGACUGUAUGCGUGCAAAGGUGGAAGCAAUAGCCCCUGCCUGGUUUAUGUCAGCUUCAAUCAGAAGAUUUACAUCUACUGGGAUGUGCAGCUGGAGAGAAUGGAGUCUACCAACCUGUUGAAAAUCCUGGAUUGUGACCCAGAGUUUGGAAGUCUCCUCCAGCAGCUGGGUGUGGAAAGAGACAACGUUUCUGCUGUCAAAGAUCUGAUUUACAAAACGCUGUAUUUUCCUGAGAAACAGCAGCAGAACAGCCCCUCCCAGUGUCAGGACCAUGCUGGAACAGAUUCCUCUGCCCACUGCACUGUCACCCAGAAUGCCUUAUAACAAGUCAAAUGGAGACUGACUUCUUUAAUACUAGCACAAACUCUCCUCCAACUGGAAUCAGGCAUGAAGAUGAGACUGUUCUUUUCCUAUCUCUGUUAAAGCUUCCAGACAGCAAAGGGUGUACAGGCUGAAUUCUGUCAUGGGAUGUGCUUGGCUGUAGGCUUGAGUGAAAAUGGUGAAUUGAUUUGCUUUUAGCUGAGGAAGCUACCAGAACAGCAAGAAUGCAGGGUCCUGCUCAUUGGCCUUGUGUUGCCAGUCUUCUCUGCUAGCUAACAUGCUUUAUGGGUGACUGUGAAAAGGCUCUGAAGACACAGAUGGAGAAGAACAGUUGAGCUCAGCCUCCGUUUUGGGCUAUUCUUAGAACUGCUCUGGUGAUUCCUCCUGAGUUCUGAGAAAGAUCACAGUGCAAGAACUGUGGAUGGAGGAGUUGAGUUAGGGAGCAGGCAGGGGUUUUCUCUCCCAUUUAGAUGUGUGUUUAAAGUAGACCCAAGCGUUUUUUUUCCUUUGCUUUGCUACUGCCAGUUUCUUACAAGCCACCUCCUGUUCUGAAGGACUGGAGAUGUGAGGAAAAAACACAACUUGCACUGAUAUGAUAUUGAGAGGUAACAGCUCCAGUGAACCCCAUCUGUACUUGAGAGGUAUUGCUUGUCUCCAUCUUCUUGGGCAGAGUUGUUGAGGGAUCUUGUGGUUAAGGUAACCUAACAAAUACAUUUACCAAGGUCUUGUUGCUAAGGUAACAUGUCCCUGUCAGGUGUGGUAUGUAACUCUUGCAGUUUGAUCCCUAUGUGAUUCAAAAGAAUACUUACUUAAUAGGUAUUUGAGUUAUUUGCAAGUGUUUAGCUAAUUGAUUCAGCUAUUACUAGGUGAUUAACAAGUGCUUGACUACUUAUUGUGAUAAGUUGUUAACUAAAAUAAUUGUAUAUCUGCAACAGAGUGAUCACAGAGAUGACUGUGACUUGGCAAAGCAGCUGUAAACUGGGCAAUAAGAGGGAUCUGUGGGAGCUUGGCCAUUCCAUAAUAAGUGGUGGAAAUGUCACUCUUUGCUCUUGUGAUGGUCAGUGCCAUGCUAUUUUGAGCUCUGCACAACUGAAAGAGGUGGACUGGAGGUGAUAUUCCACUUUCUGGUAUGCAGAGUCUGGAAAAGGCCAUGACUCAUAUGCAAAGGCUCAGGCAGGAACCUUUCCACAUGCCGCUGGUGCUUUUCCCUAUCUCAGAUUGCCCCUUGCCUGACUCAGCUUAUUAGGAUAGGAGCAGCUAGCUCACCUGCUGUUUUGUAUCUACUGUUUUCUCUCACUUGUGUGAUGUUUUAUUGGACAUGCAUAAUGGAAGGAGGUGUCCCUUAACCUUCGUGGCCGCCUGAGUCAGAACAAAUACAAUGCAAUGAUCUCUCUUUGAAAACAUUUAAAAAUCCUGCAGGCUUUUGAAGACCUGCUGUUUCGUACUCUGCAAAACAUGCAAGGGCAGCCCUAACUCGGAGAAAGAACAUAUGGAGUCUUGCCCUUGGGUCAAAAGGGCUGUUGUUGAAGUAGCUCUGUGCUAUAAAAGGGCAGGAUCUUUACAUAAUUUUCUUUGCAAUUUCCAUCUGGAGAUCUAUACAAGCUUUUUAGAGGACAGAUUUUGUCCUCUGUGUGUGCUAGCAGUGAAAUGGUAUGACCUGCUCUAUACCAGCUGGCUUGCUUCUUGGUCCACCCCACCUUCUGACUCUGUAACUACAGUGGGGAGUUUUUCACAUUUUAAUGACCUCAAUGAGAAGCAUUUUAAAAAUGUUUCCCUGUCAUACUAAGUGUUUGUGCACAACUGAGGCCUUCAAGCAGAAGCUCUCAAGUCAUAGUAGUGCUUCAGUAAGUGGUGUUCAGAGCAGCAGGAUUUGAGUUUGUCAGCUAUGGAGACCUGAUAGUGUAGACACCAUCUACAGAUGGGCUAAAGCAAGGAGUUGUGAAACUUGUCAGCUCUGGACUGUAACCUCAAGAAAUUGCCAACUUUCAUGAUGCUGAGAUGUCCAGCCACCCAUCCCAGCAGGCAAUCAUCAUUGCUUCUGGCAAAUUAGUCUGUGACCCCUUGGGCUCUCAGCAAUCUCAUAGUCCUUUCCUAAUGAAGAUGAGUCUUGUUGGGGCUAUCAACUAAUUCACAGUAUAUUGGUUCUUGCUACUUCCAGGUUUCUGUUUAACAAAACCUAAAGCUGCUCCUUCCAGUGGCCAGAACAAGUAAGGAUUCUCUUUUCUCCCUUCAGGUUGUGAGAAAUAUUGAUGUUGCUUUUGCAGAAUUAGAAGGAAAUUAAGAAAAGGAAUUCCGACUGGUAUCUGCCUCUGUGUAAUGUAAAUCAGUGGACUGACCAUAAGACUGUUAUCUGUUUGUUUGUAAUGUUAACUAGAGUUUUAAAUCUCAGGACUGUGGGGAAUGGGUGAUAAUAUACAAAAAUCAGACAUCCCCUGAGGGGAUUGUAGGUGCCUUGAGAAGUUGUAAACUUUGGAGUACCUAAUCAAUGGGGAAACAAGGGAGGGACCUUGCAGCCAGGAUAGGGAAUAAGCCGAAUAUUGUACCUGUCAGGUGUGCCUACUAGCUAGGACACCCGCUCUUGCAAGAACGCUUAAUAAAAGUGCUUCACUGCAGAA